AUGCCACCACGAACCCGUCCGAUCGAGAAAUUCGCCGAAGCUACAGCAAAGUGCACACCCGAAGGCAUCGUCUAUGGCAAAUGCGUGGGGAGCAAUUUCCAAAACGUCAAGAAAGACAUGUGUGCGAAGGAAUUUCUCGCUUUGAAGGACUGCUACCUGAAGGCGGCAGGACGCAAGUCAUAG
Messenger RNA from Dissoconium aciculare CBS 342.82, 183 nucleotides. RefSeq lists its product as uncharacterized. Bases 1 to 183 code for a protein of 60 amino acids. Gene Ontology annotation, biological process: mitochondrial respiratory chain complex I assembly. The record is from RefSeq and is a predicted model, not a curated record. The transcript has 2 exons. Gene Ontology annotation, cellular component: mitochondrion. NCBI's taxonomy places the organism in Eukaryota, Fungi, Ascomycota, Dothideomycetes, Mycosphaerellales, Dissoconiaceae.